UAUAUUUCGACCUCACCUCUCGGAGACUUUUCUUUUUGGUUUUACUUCCCUCUUGUAAAAGGCUUGGCGAAAACUGGGGAUGUUUUGGUGUCGCGUCGCCUGAUGUCUCUCUCUUUCGUUGACAUGACAGACAGACACUGUUCUCGCUACAUCUACUGCGCGCGAAAAAAAGAAACUGCAUCGCGAGUUCCGGCUGUCGUAAUAGGUAGGCGUGGGUGGAAGGGGCGACAAGGGAACCGAGAAUGAGGGAAAGAGCGUGGCAAAAGGUCGCUUCACCGGACUGGAGCCGAAACCUCAACAGCAGAACACGGGCGCCGAUAUGGAACUACAUGUAGUGGCCACCGAGCCUUCCAUGUCCAAUGUAGACGUCUCCAGGUGUUCAAUCCCCACUUGGACGGCUUGGCUAGUUGAAUAGGACGAGAAGAAGGGGAAGGCGAAAAGGAGCGAGAAGGAUUAAUGGGGUUUUCUCAAGCAGAAAGAGACAAGUUCCAUGCAGGGAUUCGAGAUUUCGGAAGGUAUUCCAGCCUCAUCGCAUAUUGAGAUUGUGAGAAUGGCUGCUACCAUGUGUGGGUUCAUGGCUAUCACCUACCUCCUAGGACAAGAUUGUUUUGCGAAAAUCUUUUGCCACGGUUCCAGUGGCGUUCGUUGCAUUCGAAGGAGCAAGUUGCGGUUCUCAGAAGAGGUUUUGUGUUACCAAGUCGAGCUUGAUCUACCUACAGUCCUCUGGCGGUGACGGCGACGACAACGACGAUAGUCUUUUACGGCGCGCAGACCGACCGUUGCAUGCACUCUGAUGGGACUUACGGAGUCGAUACCGGUAUUGCUGGAAGGGGAGGCCGAAUCCAUGGCGCUGGUAAGAAGUCAGAGGCCUACUGUGCGUCCGCCAUGAGAGUCGAGAGGAUCGUGCUGCCUAGCUGGGCGUUAUCGCGAGCCUCGUGUCCUAUCUACCUCUUAUGAUGGCGCCCAAGGUCGGCUACUCUCUCUGGCAGUUCAUGGUCGACACUACUUCCGGGGUUUGGCCGCAGAACAUGACUCAAAGCGACCUCGCUUGCUCAAGCAACUGCUGAUUUUUGACUCGCGCGACUGAACUCCGAUAUAUGCUCGCGUCGUAUUUGACAUCACACACUACUAGCCAGUUUACCAAAACUAGGGAUCGAC
Messenger RNA from Sphaerulina musiva SO2202, 1158 nucleotides. RefSeq lists its product as uncharacterized. The transcript has a single exon. Lineage: Eukaryota; Fungi; Ascomycota; Dothideomycetes; Mycosphaerellales; Mycosphaerellaceae. The record is from RefSeq and is a predicted model, not a curated record. Bases 491 to 733 code for a protein of 80 amino acids.